Castor canadensis (American beaver) is the source of this 1613-nucleotide messenger RNA. It is a transcript of the gene Rnase4, whose product is annotated as ribonuclease A family member 4. The record is from RefSeq and is a predicted model, not a curated record. Gene Ontology annotation, molecular function: RNA nuclease activity; nucleic acid binding. NCBI's taxonomy places the organism in Eukaryota, Metazoa, Chordata, Mammalia, Rodentia, Castoridae. Gene Ontology annotation, biological process: defense response to Gram-positive bacterium.
CUUUGGUACAAACUUUCUCAUGCUUUGACUGUCCUACAAAAGAGGACAACGCUGAACGACUGUGGCAGAUGGGCUGGUGAACAGGGUGGGGAGGAAACCCCUGGGCUUCUGGGGGCUGCCCCAGCGCAAUCCCCCCGUGUCGUCCUCGCAGUUGUUAGCAGGUGCCGCUUCGCCUGGGCGGGCUUCCCCAGGCGCUGUCCUCCCUGGGGCGGCGAUCUUCCAGAUGGAGGCGGACCCAGGAGGAAGGGGCCUUUUCCGGGAAAUUGGGUGCGGUCCCACCCACUGAAGCUGGACCGCCCCCCCCUUCCCCACUUUGCGGUGCGCACAGCCGGCGCGCGGACGUCCACCCCAUCCCAUCCGGAGCGGAAUUUCAAAGACCAUCUGAGUUUCUCCAGCUCCCAGCUUUCCGCUAGGAAGAAGCGGCACUUCUGGGUAUGAUGGCUGUACAGAGGACCCGGCCAUUACUUCUGCUUUUGCUGCUGACCCUGCUGGGGCUAGGGCUGGUGCAGCCCUCCUAUGCCCAGGACCGCAUGCACCAGCGGUUCCUGCGACAACAUGUGCACCCUCAGGAAACAGGUGGCGAUGACAGCUACUGCAACUUAAUGAUGCAAAGACGGAGGAUGACCGUGAAUCAUUGCAAGCGCUUCAACACUUUCAUCCAUGAAGACAUCUGGAACAUUCGUAGCAUCUGUAGCACCACCAACAUCCAGUGCAAGAAUGGCAGGAUGAACUGUCAUGAGGGUGUAGUGAAAGUCACAGACUGCAGGGAGACAGGAAGUUCCAAGGUCCCCAACUGCAGAUAUCGAGCCAUGGCAAGCACUAGGCGAGUUGUCAUUGCCUGUGAGGGUGACCCAGAGGUGCCAGUGCACUUUGAUGCAUAGAUGCCACCCCCCAGGCUGGCCACUGAUUUACUCUGUCAUGUAUUUGAUAAGUCACAAGCUGUGUCUCCUCUGCUCAUUUCCUAUACUUUUUCUCCAUAUAAUCCAUUCUACUAAAUACAUUACAUACAAGAGAAAUGGAGGCAUAAACUGAUAAUGAGUCCAGGCUUUUCUGUAGUAAGCUUUCUAUAAUACCGGGCAGCUUAGCUCUCUCAGAUCCUAUCCUGGGGAAUUUAGUCAUUACAUGUAUGCAUGUAGUAUUUCAACCACUUCAAAGUGUUUUUUUCCAAGUUAGCUCACUUUGACACCCCAGCUCCACUUCGGUGCUAAUGAUGCUGAUAUAUACAGAAGCUCAAAGUGAAGGGAUUACUGAAAGACGGUCAAGUUAGGGGAAGACUGAGACAAAAAUCCAGUUGAACUGGCUGCUCAUACAGAACUCUCCCCACUUCCCAAGGAGUGCUCUGAGAAUGUCUGUUCUUGUCUUCCCAAAUGUCAGCCAUUGAGACAACCAUUUAAAGUUUGGAAAUAACAAACUGGAAGAAUUAAAGCUCUGAGUUAUUUGGCAUUAUUGUUAUGUUUGUGUCUGAUAAGAUCAAGAAAUUAUAUUACACAUUUUCUCCUUUUCUUCCCAGACUUAUGAAUCACCUUAGUAAGUCAGGGUGUUAAAAAAAAAUGUACUAUCAUAAAUACUCAUUAACUCUUCCUCACUGAAUGAUUCUUCUAGCUUUCCUUAUA